AUGUGGGUGACCAACCUUCUGGCCCUCUGUGCCCUAGCGGCUGCAGUGCCCUCGGAAGAUAAGAAGCUGAGCGAUAAGGCAACCACCUUAGCUGACCGCAGUGCAACUCUCGCCUUCAACCUCUACCACACGAUGGCUAAAGACAAGAACAUGGAGAACAUCCUCGUGUCUCCCGUGGUGGUGGCCUCCUCGCUCGGCCUGGUGUCACUCGGUGGCAAGGCCACCACAGCCUCCCAAGCCAAGGCCUUGCUCAGCGCCGACAAGCUGAAUGACGACUACGUUCACGGCGGGCUGUCAGAGCUCCUGAACGAGGUCAGCAACUCCACCGCCCGCAACGUCACCUGGAAGCUUGGGAACCGCUUGUAUGGCCCCAGCUCCAUCAGCUUUGCUGAUGACUUUGUGAAGAGCAGCAAGAAGCACUACAACUACGAACACUCCAAGAUCAACUUCAGGGACAAGAGGAGCGCCCUGAAAUCCAUCAACGAGUGGGCAUCCCAGACCACCGAUGGCAAGCUCCCCGAGGUCACCAAAAACGUGGAGAAGACGGACGGGGCCCUGAUCGUGAACGCCAUGUUCUUCAAACCUCACUGGGAUGAGAGGUUCCAUCACACGAUGGUGGACAACCGUGGCUUUAUGGUGACCCGUUCCUACACAGUGGGAGUUCCCAUGAUGCACCGCACAGGUCUGUACAACUACUUUAAUGAUGAGGCUGAGAAACUUCAGAUUGUGGAGAUGCCUCUCGCUCACAAACUCUCCAGCAUGAUCUUCAUCAUGCCCAACCACGUGGAGCCACUGGAGAGAGUUGAGAAGCUGCUGACCAGAGAGCAACUGAAAACUUGGAUCGGCAAGUUGAAGAAGAGAGCCGUGGCUGUUUCCCUGCCGAAAGUCAGCUUGGAAGUCAGCCACGAUCUUCAGAAACACUUGGCGGACCUUGGCUUGACUGAAGCCAUGGACAAGAACAAGGCUGACCUGUCCAAGAUUUCAGGCAAGAAAGAUCUGUACCUUUCCAACGUUUUCCAUGCUGCGGCCCUCGAGUGGGACACCGAGGGGAACCCCUUUGAUGCCGACAUCUACGGCCGAGAAGAAAUGAGGAAUCCGAAACUCUUCUACGCCGAUCACCCAUUCGUCUUUGUGAUCAAGGACAAUAAAACCAACUCCAUUCUUUUCAUUGGCAGGCUAGUGAGGCCCAAAGGGGACAAAAUGCGCGAUGAAUUGUAG
Messenger RNA from Emys orbicularis (European pond turtle), 1218 nucleotides. RefSeq names its product serpin family H member 1 (gene SERPINH1). The record is from RefSeq and is a predicted model, not a curated record. Gene Ontology annotation, molecular function: collagen binding; serine-type endopeptidase inhibitor activity. The transcript has 4 exons. Gene Ontology annotation, cellular component: endoplasmic reticulum. The coding region runs from base 1 to 1218 and encodes 405 amino acids. Gene Ontology annotation, biological process: collagen fibril organization. NCBI's taxonomy places the organism in Eukaryota, Metazoa, Chordata, Testudines, Emydidae.